This is a messenger RNA of Vespa velutina, 1331 nucleotides long. RefSeq lists its product as uncharacterized. Lineage: Eukaryota; Metazoa; Arthropoda; Insecta; Hymenoptera; Vespidae. Bases 329 to 772 code for a protein of 147 amino acids. The record is from RefSeq and is a predicted model, not a curated record. The transcript has 3 exons.
UCAAGUGCGAUGCUGACAGUAGGUAGAGUUCGCGGCGCGAUCUUCGAAAGAUCUUUUGCAGUGGUUACAUGCAGCUCUAUACGAAGGCAGCGACGGCAACCACAGUUUCCUUCCUUCGGGGCUGCAUCAAUUCAGACGCUUACAUCAGAGUUACCACGGAGCCGUUCUAAGAAUAAUCAAGUUCGCCGUACCCGAAGCGCAUUCCGUGACUUUCACACCGCUUCGUAUUUCAUAAUCUUAUUGUCCAGGAAAACCGAACUGAAAACUUCAGAGGAUGAUAUACCAAUGCACCGAUUGAGGAAGCAAUACUACAAUACUACGUUGAACGAUGAAGAGAGACAUAAUCUUCUUGAUCCUUUUCAUCGGAGUGGCAGCUACAACAGAAUUGGCUCGCUACAUGCCCAGAGGAUGGCGUCCAAGUGGGAGACACUUCAAUCCCGGUCACAGUCAGCCACACGCAUACUAUCGACCAGUCGGUCCACCAAAUGUGAUCACUUAUCCACCAGCAGCAUUCCCACCUUCGGAUAGUACGAUCCCAACAACAACAGCUAGUACAUCGUCAACGAUACCGAGUACUACUACUCCUACUACUUCUACUAUUACCGUUACUACAACCGAGAGAAAUAUAGAACCAACGACUCAACCAAAUCUAUCUGAUGAAAGUUUCGACACGAAUCCGGCCCUUGCCAUCGCCAAUUCCUUCGCCUUCAACAGACCUGUCUACGUUUAUAAUACCUUCCCUUUCCUCCCAGGACACGUUUUAGUCAAGUAACCUGACCAGGACCGAAGAAUAUCCAGGAGAACUUAUGAUAUAAUCCCGACCCACCUCUCUUCUUCAUCGUGUUCGUCCGUCCUACGUACGUAUGUAUGUAUAUAUGUAUGUAUAUAUAUAUAUAUAUAUAUAUAUCUAUGUAUACGUAUAUACGUUACGACAUUAAUACUGUAUUAUAUGUACCACCGAUAUAUUCUCUCGACUUUGUCUAUGUAAUAUUUGUUUUAGUAAAUACAUGUGUACAUCAUCAACACACUCGGUCACAAAUGUUUGGAAACUUCGUAUUUGUAAUUCAAUAUGUAGAAUCUAUUGUAUUACAUUUAACUGUUAUCAUCGAUACAUUUAAUACUUUUAUAUUAUAUUUCAUUUAUUAUACAUAAGUUAAUUAUUUUUAUGUCUUCUUUUUUUUUUUAUUUUUUUUUUAUUUUUUAUUUUUUUUUUUUUUUUUUUUUUAUAACACGCACACACUUUUUUUUAACACGUUUACGCGUAUACGCGCGCACGCGUGCGUAUGUAUAUGUAUGUGUACAAAGGAUUGAUAUUACAAAUCAAUUCUUAC